CCCAGUGUUUAUUAUGUGUCAGUUGGGAAAUUUGAUCAGGCUGCAGUUCAACUCGUGACUUCUCAUCGCAUCACUUGAUUUUCCCUCGCUUCCUCGGUGGUUGCUGACUGAUCAAGAUGAUUAUCUCUUUGGUAUUGUUCGCUUUGCUCUCAGCAGCCUCAGCUUUUCCCCUGUCUGAACAAGAUGAGUUUCACUUCAAGUCAUGGAUGGCACAGUACAAUAAAGUGUACAGCAUGCAGGAAUACCAUGAGAGGCUCCAGAUAUUCACAGAGAACAAGAGGAGGAUUGACAAACACAAUGAAGGAAAUCAAACAUUCACAAUGGGGCUGAACCAGUUCGCAGACAUGACAUUUGGGGAAUUUCGAAAGUAUUUCCUCUUGUCGGAGCCACAGAACUGCUCUGCCACCAAGGGGAACCAUUUCAGCAGCAAAGGACCACUUCCAGAUUCCAUCGACUGGAGAAAGAAAGGGAACUACGUGACAGAUGUGAAGAACCAGGCAGCCUGUGGUAGCUGCUGGACCUUUUCCACAACUGGCUGUCUGGAGUCUGUUACUGCCAUCAACACUGGGAAGCUUGUACCACUGUCAGAACAACAGCUGAUUGACUGUGCCCAGGACUUCAACAACCAUGGAUGUGACGGCGGCCUUCCUAGUCAAGCAUUUGAAUACAUCAUGUACAACAAGGGACUGAUGACAGAGGAGGACUACCCAUACAAAGCUAUUGAACUUACUUGUGUGUACAAGCCAGAACUAGCAGCUGCUUUUGUGAAAGAUGUUGUGAACAUAACCCAGUAUGAUGAGAAAGGAAUGGUAGAUGCGGUUGCUACGCUCAAUCCUGUCAGCUUUGCCUUUGAGGUGACCUCCGACUUCAUGCAUUACUCUGAGGGAGUGUAUACCAGCACUGAAUGCCACCAAACCCCAGACAUGGUGAACCAUGCUGUGUUAGCAGUAGGGUACGGACAGCAGGACGGCACCCCUUACUGGAUAGUAAAGAACUCAUGGGGAUCCCGCUGGGGGGUUGACGGAUAUUUCCUCAUUGAGCGUGAGAAGAACAUGUGUGGACUUGCUGCCUGCUCGUCUUUCCCAGUGGUGUGAUUCCUGCAUGAAAGCAAACUACAAAAGGGCUGAAAAGGGAGCAACAUAUUUUUUACAAUACUUUAAUAGUGUUUUAAAUAUCAAUCACUAGCUUACUGUGUGUCCAUGUACAGUGGGCAAAAUGUAGUAAAUCUUAUGCCCCAGUGAAGUACUGUGAUAAAUGUAAUCUACAAAUAAAAAAUGAUCACUUAAGUAUCCAUCAUUUAAAUAAUUCUACUGAAAUAAUAAAUAAAAUCUAUUGCGUUUUUUUUGUUUUGAGUCUUUUAUGACUGUUACAUCUGUGUGCAAGAUGUUCAAAUAUGAAGACUAGUAAUAAAGAAAGUACAACAAUAAA
Messenger RNA from Trematomus bernacchii (emerald rockcod), 1428 nucleotides. RefSeq names its product cathepsin H (gene ctsh). The transcript is spliced from 12 exons. Gene Ontology annotation, molecular function: cysteine-type endopeptidase activity. Lineage: Eukaryota; Metazoa; Chordata; Actinopteri; Perciformes; Nototheniidae. The record is from RefSeq and is a predicted model, not a curated record. Gene Ontology annotation, cellular component: lysosome. The coding region runs from base 117 to 1094 and encodes 325 amino acids. Gene Ontology annotation, biological process: immune response.